Uranotaenia lowii is the source of this 633-nucleotide messenger RNA. RefSeq lists its product as uncharacterized. Lineage: Eukaryota; Metazoa; Arthropoda; Insecta; Diptera; Culicidae. The record is from RefSeq and is a predicted model, not a curated record. The transcript has a single exon. Bases 1 to 633 code for a protein of 210 amino acids.
AUGUAUGCCCAGGUGGUCGUUGCUCUGGAGGAACAAUCCAACAGAAUAUCUGCUAGCGCAGUAGGUACCACUACAACUUCUACCACGCCGUCAACCAUGAUCGUCCAUCAGCCCUUGCAAAUGCCCAUCCCUACUUUCGAUGGUCGUUACGAAAGUUGGCCAAAAUUCAAAUCGAUGUUCAAGGAUUUAGUUGACAAAUCUCCUGAUUCUCCGGCUGUUAAACUUUACCAUCUUGAGAAGGCACUGGUUGGGAGCGCAGCCGGUUUGAUUGAUGCAAGAACGAUUCACGAGGGAAAUUAUGUUCACGCCUGGGAAAUCCUAGAAGAAAGAUUUGAAAACAAGCGACACACUGUAGAUACCCACAUCGUCGGCUUGUUUAACUUGAAGAAAAUGGUGAAGGAGAACCAUCUCGAAUUACGGGCUCUUAUUGAUGAAUGUACCAGACAUGUGGAAGGACUUAAGUUCCUGGACCAGGAGUUCACUGGAGUUUCGGAAUUGAUGUUGAUCCAUCUAUUGACAUCAGCUUUGGAUAAGGAUACCCGCCGUCAUUGGGAAGGUACGGUAAAGCAUGGCAGCUUGCCAAGUUAUUCCGAUACACUGAAGUUCUUGAAGGAACAGUGUUUCAUACUGUGA